AACAUGGCUGGAGAACCCAAACCCUAUAGACCCAAACCUGGAAACAAGAGGCCCCUUUCAGCUCUUUACAGACUUGAAUCAAAGGAGCCAUUCCUGUCUGUUGGUGGUUAUGUCUUUGAUUAUGAUUACUACAGAGAUGAUUUCUACAAUCGGUUGUUUGAUUACCACGGGCGUGUCCCCCCACCUCCCCGAGCAGUGAUACCCCUAAAGCGUCCCCGUGUGGCUGUGACAGCAACUCGUCGAGGCAAAGGUGUUUUUUCCAUGAAAGGGGGAUCGAAAUCUACAUCAAGUGGGACGUCUUCUUCAGGAUCAAAAUUGAAAUCAGAUGAGUUACAGACAAUCAAGAAAGAAUUAACCCAAAUCAAAACUAAAAUUGACUCCUUGCUAGGCAGACUGGAGAAGAUUGAAAAGCAGCAGAAGGCUGAGGCAGAAGCUCAGAAGAAGCAAAUGGAAGAUAACAUAGAGUUGAACCAAGAGGAAUGUGUGUCAGAGAAUGCAGAUAACUCUACAGAAGAACCUAUUGAAGGAGGACCAGAUGCAGAUGGAGAUGGAGAAGAGAUGACUGAUGGGAUAGAGGAGGACUUCGAUGAAGAUGGAAGUAAUGAGCUGUUUCUACAGAUAAAGUGAUCUGAAGUCAUAUGUGAUGCCUGUGUAUGAUGAAAAGAGAAACUGUGACCACCCUCCCCCAGAAAUGUGAACUGCGGUUUCUUACUGGAUAGCAACAUCCUCAAUCAGAUUUGUAUGAAAACUCAAGUAAAUAUAAUGGACAAUAUUGUUCUACCUUAGAAACUCCAUUUCUUAUAUGUUUUGAGCUGUACAAUUGUCAGAUUUUUAUGAUUUAGAUUGUAAACUGUGUUUUUUUUUUCCUGGAAAAUUAUUGGUCUUUUUUUUUCUCAUUUUGAUGUCUUAAAGGCCAGUGUACUGUAUGAUAAUGUGAAGGACAUAUAUAAAAGGUAAGGGAGACACUGUAUACAAAUGUAUAUUUGUAAAAGCUAUUUUUAUGAUUAGCAUGUUUUACUGUAUAUCAUAUUUAAAGUCAGAUGAUAUCACAAUUAUCUGUUUAAAGCUUAAUUAUAACGGUAUCAUGUUAUGAUUAGACAUGUUGUAUGCUAGGUCUCAUUACUUUUGGUUUUUAGACUUUCUAGUUAUAACUUCAGUUCAUAGGCAUAAAAUACCAAGGCAAAGUUAUAUUUCUGUUCUCUAUAUGCACUGUUAGAAAUGCUGAAGAAUGCAAAUUUUUCAAACACGAUAUGAAUCAUUCAAAACCUAUCAUUUUCACCUGAUGUCUUUAAAAUGAGCAUGCUCAGCUCCCCUAGUCAGGGACAAGCCAAUUAUUAACAAUCUUUCUGAGUGAUGCCUCAGUCAGAGGUAUAGAAUCACCCUGAGAAAUGGCCAAACCAGUGCAGAUGAUUUCCCUAUUUCCUCUCAAGUGAAAUGACAGUUCUUUCCCUAAAUCCAAAAUUUUAAAUGAGAUUUAACACUUCGUUCAUCUUCUGAUCAUAGGAGCUUUCCGUUACUGAGCAUCUCAAGUGUUCUCCAGAUGCCAUAGCUAUUGUCUUGUGCUAUGGACAUGGAAGAGUCCAUGUUCACAGAGACUGUAGGAGAAUUCAACAUAUAAUUUCUUAAUAAAUAUUGUUUCUUUUCAAAC
Trichosurus vulpecula (common brushtail) is the source of this 1648-nucleotide messenger RNA. It is a transcript of the gene RALYL, whose product is annotated as RALY RNA binding protein like. The transcript is spliced from 7 exons. The coding region runs from base 4 to 627 and encodes 207 amino acids. The record is from RefSeq and is a predicted model, not a curated record. Gene Ontology annotation, cellular component: nucleus. Gene Ontology annotation, molecular function: RNA binding. Lineage: Eukaryota; Metazoa; Chordata; Mammalia; Diprotodontia; Phalangeridae.